Molecule: messenger RNA, 1416 nt
Organism: Triticum turgidum subsp. durum (durum wheat)
Lineage: Eukaryota; Viridiplantae; Streptophyta; Magnoliopsida; Poales; Poaceae
Source: the annotation of a GenBank genome assembly
AUGUACAACGAGCGCGAGGUGACCUCCUCCCUGGUGCUCAAUAGGAGAAUGCUGAUCGAUUUUGACCGGCGGCAAGCUGGUGCUGUGGUGUACAAGGUGUCGAUCGGAGCAGCAUGUGCGCUGGAGUGGCCGUCGGAUCGCAUGGUGAUCCAGGUGCUUGACGACUCCACCGACCUCGUUGUAAAGGACUUGGUGAAGAUCGAGUGCCAAAGAUGGAAGAGCAAGGGCGUGAACAUCAGGUACGAGGUCAGACAGAACCGCAAGGGGUACAAGGCCGGCGCGCUCAAGGAAGGGUUGAUGCGCGACUACGUGCGGGAGUGCGAGUUCAUCGCCAUGUUCGACGCUGACUUCCAGCCCGAGUCUGAUUUCCUCCUGCGGACAAUCCCAUUCCUCGUGCACAACCCCGACAUCGCCCUCGUCCAGACUCGUUGGAAAUUCGUUAAUUCAGAUGAGUGUUUGUUGACAAGAUUCCAGGAGAUGUCACUGGACUACCAUUUCAAGUUUGAACAAGAGGCUGGAUCCAUAGUGUACUCGUUUUUUGGCUUCAAUGGGACAGCCGGUGUUUGGAGGAUCUCGGCGAUCAAUGAUGCCGGGGGGUGGAAGGAACGGACGACGGUGGAGGACAUGGACCUGGCUGUUCGCACGGCGCUGCUGGGCUUGAAGUUCGUGUAUGUUGGCGCCGUCAAAGUCAAGAGUGAGCUCCCAAGCACAUUCAAGGCAUACCGAUUUCAACAGCACAGGUGGUCAUGUGGACCAGCAAACCUGUUCAAGAAAAUGUUGGUAGAGAUUCUACAUAACAAGAAAGUGUCGUUUUGGAGCAAACUCCACCUGUUGUAUGACUUCUUCUUUGUUGGGAAGAUCACUGCUCAUACAGUGACAUUCAUCUACUAUUGCUUUGCGAUCCCGGUGUCUGUUUUCUUCCCUGAGAUUCAGAUACCUCUCUGGGGCGUGGUCUACGUUCCAACUGUUAUCACCCUCUGCAAGGCUCUUGGAUCACCAAGUUCAUUUCAUUUGGUGAUCCUCUGGGUCCUCUUUGAUAAUGUGAUGUCAUUGCACCGGAUAAAAGCCACAAUAACUGGUCUUCUCGACGCUAGACGAGUCAAUGAGUGGGUUGUCACUGAGAAAUUGGGAGAUGCCAACAAGACAGAGCCAGCCGUGGAAGGAUUAAAUGAUGUGCAAGUGAUAGAUGUUGAGCUAUCGACGCCCCUAGUACCAAAGCUCGAGAAGAGGCGAACACGAUUAUGGGACAAGUACAACUGCUCAGAGAUUUUUGUGGGAACCUGCAUAAUUAUAUGUGGUUGCUAUGACGUGCUUUACGCAAACAAAGGGUACUACAUCUACCUCUUCAUUCAAGGCCUAGCAUUCCUCGUCAUCGGUUUUGAGUACAUCGGCACACGCCCUCCCAGCGCCGAAUAA